Messenger RNA from Paramuricea clavata, 497 nucleotides. Lineage: Eukaryota; Metazoa; Cnidaria; Anthozoa; Malacalcyonacea; Plexauridae. The record is from the annotation of a GenBank genome assembly.
CAAAAUAUUGGAUUGAUUGGGUGCACUUGAAGAACGGUCACACUAAACCAAGCGAAAAUACAGUCGUUAAACAGGUUGCCGAGGCAGCUAGGAGAAUCCUGGCCAAACCAAAGUCCAGAAAGACUCCUUUGCCAGCUUUACAUGUUAAGAAUACUAUCCGGCGCUUGGAAGGUGGGCCGCUUGGUGACCUUCAGAUAGCUGCAUUCAUUGCCCUGGGGUUCUACGGGUCCCUACGGUGGGAUGACCUGAGUCAUAUUACUCCUGAAGACUUGAUAUUUAUGCACCAAUCUAUCUCUCAAUAUCACUGUCCAAGAGAAAGAACGAACAGUUCCGAGAAUGAUCGCAAGCUCUCGUUGCUCGGUCAGACGAUAGCCCAGGCCCAGAAGGGGUGGUUGAAAAAUUUCUGGCACAGGGGAGGCAUGAUCCACGCUUUGAAGACGAAUCCAGCACACGAAGAGUGGAUAAAAACUUUACAGGCAGCCGAUGUCAUACAGUAG